Messenger RNA from Bipolaris zeicola 26-R-13, 723 nucleotides. RefSeq lists its product as uncharacterized. The transcript is spliced from 2 exons. The coding region runs from base 1 to 723 and encodes 240 amino acids. Gene Ontology annotation, biological process: proteolysis. Gene Ontology annotation, molecular function: serine-type endopeptidase activity. The record is from RefSeq and is a predicted model, not a curated record. Lineage: Eukaryota; Fungi; Ascomycota; Dothideomycetes; Pleosporales; Pleosporaceae.
AUGGAUUUAUACCUAAUUCGUGUGGCCGAGAAUACUCACAUCUUACAAAACAGUCAGCAAAGCAUUGCAAAAGCAAUCGAGCACGCGGGAUUAGAUCUAGAAUGGAAUGUCGAUAUCAUUUCCAUGUCCUUCGGGUACUACGAUAAGCCGGGGAUGAACCAUACCGUAAUCGAUGAAGCGAUUGAAAGGGUCAAAAAAUAUCGCAAGGAACAAGAUUCUGCUCUUGCGAGUGCUGGGAAUUCAUGGUCGCAAAGGAUAUCUUUUCCUGCCAGUCACAAGGACGUCAUUUCAAUCUACGCUGGCGAUUCGAAAGGUGUAUUCCUGAAUUCUAACCCAGCCCAUACAGGCAAAAAGCUGGGUACUUAUGGCAAGGACGUUCCGUCAUCUAUGGUCAACGAGGUGAAGAGUCACUUUCCAGAGGCGGAUCUCAGCGCAGGGACGUCCAUAGCCACCGCCAUUGCCGCCGGCAUUGUCGCAAUGAUGCUCUCUUAUGCUGUAGCACUCCCAUCGAUAAUGAAAAAUAAUGGGUUUGAGGAGAUUCUUGCGAAAAUAUCCACGAAGAAGGGCAUGGAGCAUAUGUUGGAAGCCAUGUCACUUACUCGCCACGAAGAAGAGCACUUCAUCAGUCCGAUGUGGUACUGGGGAGAAAAGGAAAAAGACUUGGAUAUUUUAGUCUCUAUAUGCGGGGCGAUUGAGCAAAUGAACAAGCAGCUACAAGAGUGA